AUGAGCGACGCGCGCGUCCUCGCGAACGCGGCGGCCGCGCGCGCGAUGUUCCAACACGGCUACGACAACUACCUCGAACACGCGUUCCCGCACGACGAGCUGCGGCCGAUAUCCCGGACGUACACGGACUCGCUCGGCGAGCUCGGGAACUUGAAGCGCGAGCACCUGAGCGAGACGUACGCCGGCGUCGCGCUGACGCUGAUCGACGCCACGAGCACGCUCGCGGUGUUGGGAAACGUCACUGAGUUUACGAGGAAUGUGCGAUGGAUGGAGCGAAACUUGAACUUCGACGCGGACGUGCGCGUGAACGCGUUCGAGUGUAACAUCCGCGCGCUCGGCGGGCUCCUCUCCGCGCACGUCAUCGCGGGCGGGGACAUAGGGAUGCUCGAGGCCGCGUUCAUGCCGUCGUACAAGGGCGGGUUACUCCCGAUCGCGCACGACCUCGGGAAGAGGCUCCUUCGCGCGUUCGACACGCGCACCGGGAUGCCGUACGCGUGGGUGAACCUGCGUCGCGGCGUGAGAGAAGGCGAAGGCGCCAACGUCGCGGCGGUGGGGUCGUUCUCGCUCGAGUUUGGCGCGCUCUCGCGUCUCACCGGCGACGACGCGUUCGAACUGGCGGCGACGAGGGCGACGAAGGCGCUGUGGUCGCUCCGCAACCGCGCGACCAACUUACUCGGGAACACGCUCGACGUGCAGACCGGGCGGUGGGUGGAUCGAAGCGGCGGCGUCGGCGCGGGAUGCGACUCGUUCUUCGAGUACCUCUUGAAGAAGCACGUCGCGUUCGGGGACGAGGCGCGUUCUCCUAUUCACACCGGUCCCCAUGCGACCGCCGCCGACGCGUUCUCCGACGCGUACGUCGCGGCGACGAAGCACUACCGCACGCCGGAGGGUUGGUACCACGAGUCGAACAUGGACACCGGCGCGCCCACGCAUCUGCAGGCGACGUCGCUGCAGGCGUUUUGGCCCGGGUUGCAGGUGUUAAACGGCGACGUUCGAGCCGCGAAAAAGACGCACGCGCGGCUGUGGAGCGUGUGGCGAAAGUACGAGAUGUUCCCGGAGCGGUAUCAGUACGUCGACGGCACGCUGCACGCGUCGGAGCGGUAUUAUCCGCUCCGGCCGGAGCUCGCGGAGUCGACGGCGAUCUUGUUUCACGCGACGCGCGACGAUUCGUAUCGCUUCAUAGGCGAAGAGAUCAUUCGGGAUAUCAACCGUCACGCGCGCGUGCCCGGCGGGUUCGCGUCCGUGAAGGACGUGCAGUUCAAAACCCUGGAGGACCACAUGCACAGCUUCUUCCUCGCGGAGACGUGCACGUAUCUGUACUUGCUCUUCGACGACUCGUUUCUAUCGACGCGGAACGUCAUCUUCAACACGGAGGGGCACCCGCUGCCGCUCAGGGACGCGAUGCGCGCCGCGAAAGCGCGCGCGGAGGAAGAGGAGGAGGAGGAGGAGGAGGAGGAGGAGUACGACGAAGAGGCGCGCGCGAAAGCGGACGCGGACGCGUCGGUCGGCGGGUCCCCGGUUGGUGCCCGCGACGGACCGCGGUGCCACGUUCUGGACGCGGAUCGAGACGCGCACACGUGUCGCGACGACAGCGAUUGCGGCGUCGACGCGGACACGUGUGCGAAGCGGAAGUGUUCCGAGCACCGGUACUGCUACACGCCGGCGUGA
Messenger RNA from Micromonas pusilla CCMP1545, 1668 nucleotides. Its product is annotated as glycoside hydrolase family 47 protein. The record is from RefSeq and is a predicted model, not a curated record. Gene Ontology annotation, biological process: carbohydrate metabolic process; mannose trimming involved in glycoprotein ERAD pathway; endoplasmic reticulum mannose trimming. Gene Ontology annotation, cellular component: membrane; endoplasmic reticulum. Gene Ontology annotation, molecular function: calcium ion binding; mannosyl-oligosaccharide 1,2-alpha-mannosidase activity. Lineage: Eukaryota; Viridiplantae; Chlorophyta; Mamiellophyceae; Mamiellales; Mamiellaceae. Bases 1 to 1668 code for a protein of 555 amino acids. The transcript is spliced from 6 exons.